AUGAUGCAGCAGCCAUCAGGAGGAGUGGUCCCACAACAGAUUCCAUCAGAUCCGCAGCAGCAAUACCAGCAGCAGCCGCCGCAGCAGUGGAUGAUGAUGCCGCCGCAGCAGCAGGGCCAAGCCCCUCCGGCACAGGCUGGGUGGGCCCAGCCGGCACCUCAGCAGCAGUACGCGACCACACAGAAUCCUGGCCCCGAUGAGAUCCGCUCGCUCUGGAUCGGUGACUUGUUGCCGUGGAUGGACGAGAACUAUAUCCUUAGCUGUUUUGGUCCCACCGGAGAGGCUGUGACUGCAAAGGUUAUCCGUAAUAAGCAGACGGCGUUGCCAGAAGGUUAUGGCUUUAUCGAGUUUAGGUCUCGCAGUGCGGCUGAGCAGAUCUUGCAGCAAUACAAUGGAACACUGAUGCCCAACACGGAGCAGAAUUUCCGACUGAAUUGGGCAACCCUAGGUGCUGGCGAGAGGCGACAGGAUGAUGGUCCGGAUUUUACAGUUUUUGUAGGGGAUUUGGCUGCUGAUGUGACUGAUUACCUCCUUCAAGAGACAUUUAGAGCUGCUUAUCACUCUGUUAAGGGUGCAAAAGUUGUCACUGAUAGGACCACUGGACGCUCCAAGGGAUAUGGUUUUGUUAGGUUUGGUGAUGAAGGUGAGCAAUUGCGAGCCAUGACUGAGAUGAAUGGUCAGUAUUGCUCUACCAGGCCCAUGCGGAUUGGCCCUGCUGCUACUAAGAAACCAGCUAGUGGUGGACAGCAAUACCAGAAAGCUUCCUACCCAAGUACUCAAGGAAAUCCAGGCGAGGCUGAUCCAAAUAAUACAACAAUAUUUGUUGGGGGUUUGGAUCCCUCUGUCAAUGAUGACAUGUUGAGGCAAGUCUUCAGCCAGUUUGGUGAGCUAGUUCAUGUGAAGAUACCAGUAGGCAAGCGUUGUGGUUUUGUUCAAUUUGGUAAUAGAUCUUGUGCAGAGCAAGCAUUGGGAACGUUGAAUGGAACCCAAUUAGGAGGACAAAGUAUUAGACUUUCAUGGGGCCGCAGUCCUACAAGCAAACAGAACCAACCAGAUCAGGCACAGUGGAACGGCGGUGGUGGUGGAUUUUAUGGAUAUCCACAAGGAUAUGAUGCGUAUACAUAUGCACCUCCUGCCCAAGACCCUAACCUGUAUUAUGGAGGCUAUCAUGGAUAUGGAAAUUACCAGCAGCCUGGUGCUUACCAACAGCAACAGCAGCUGCCUGCCCUGGAGGCUGAAGCUGGGUAUCAUCAUGUUCUGGUGCAUCUUAGGUUGCGGUUUUAG
Prunus armeniaca (apricot) is the source of this 1284-nucleotide messenger RNA. NCBI's taxonomy places the organism in Eukaryota, Viridiplantae, Streptophyta, Magnoliopsida, Rosales, Rosaceae. The record is from the annotation of a GenBank genome assembly.